AGACAAAGAAAGCCCCUACUGUCUGAUACUAAUAGCCCUAAAUGCCUAAAUAGGCAAUGCAGUACGUCUGACGCCACAAGCACCAAGCUUUCCCAAUGCCCGACGAGGUACAUAUAUAUCGCGCUUUGGAAUGGCUGAGUCUCCUAGUAGUUUCUACCGUAGCCCUAGGACAACCAAUACAAAUUUCGUUUUCUCAAUCCUCGAAAAAAAAAUAUUGAAGCCACUAUCUCUGCAAAGGCCUUUUCGCUUCGAUGGGGCCACUUGGGUAAUGGAACUCGUAAACCCACACACUUCUUGCCCACUUCCUCUCUCUCAUCCACGGUCUACGAACCAUGAACGGCGAAUGGCACCAUCCAAGUCCCCUCACUUUGAACAUAGUCAAAGUGAACCAUUCCAUUACCUUCCCCAGGAACAGCCCACGUGCCUCGCCAGAGCCUUGGCAUGGAACACCUUGCCAAGCCGCUCUUGGCUUGGCGGGGGACAAGGGCCACCAUCCGAGCUUUCCAUUGAACGCCCAGCUUCUGCACGUGUAGAAGAUGGCGGAUUCCGAUUUGCCCACGGGAUCCUGGUAAAUGGUCCCUUAGUAGCAUCUGCCAAGCAUGUUGGACAAGGGUUACUGGCUUUCGAAUCAGAUAAUCUCACUUGUAAACCGCACUCAGCCGGAAUCGUUCCACCCAGUCAGAGAGCCAUGCACUGUGUACAGUAGUUUAGAUGCGAGGGUGGCAUCUGGCCAUCCCACCCCCUUGGCUUCCCGCAUCUUAAAAGGCUCGUGUUUCUCCCGCAUGGGAAUUGAUCUUCCUCCUUCUCUAGCUGCAGGUCUCGAGUUCCCCUUGUGCCUUGAACUCACAUCAUCUGCAUCACGAUGAGGCCCCUCUCCUUUGCAGGUGUGGCACUGUUUGCCUCGUGCGCCGUAGCCCAAACUUAUCAGCGCUUGGGUGGCUGUCCAACUCUGGGUUGUGUUUUCCCUCCUGAUCACUGGCAUGACGUAAUUGAGAAUGCUGGGCCCGUGACACUAAUCGAUAUGAUUCUAUUAGGGCGGAUUUACUUCCCGGUCAAUACUUCGAUAUCCGUCU
Messenger RNA from Aspergillus alliaceus, 1073 nucleotides. RefSeq lists its product as uncharacterized. The coding region runs from base 131 to 706 and encodes 191 amino acids. The transcript is spliced from 2 exons. The record is from RefSeq and is a predicted model, not a curated record. Lineage: Eukaryota; Fungi; Ascomycota; Eurotiomycetes; Eurotiales; Aspergillaceae.